AUGUCCGCAACAGUGGACUCAUUGGUUAAGACGAUUCUAAAGAGUGGCUCGUCAGCUGGGGAGGUAACUCGUCAGUUGAGCUGGGUGAAGGACGCUAAUGCUGUGGGCAAGAGAGGCGUCACUCCUCUUAUAGCUGCAAUAGAGUCUGAGGAUGAUGAGAUCAUUUCGGUCCUAUUGGAUAGUAAGAAGGUUGACGUUAACGCUCGUGAUGCGGUGAUGGUGUUACCUCCUAUUGUCCAUGCGGUUCGUCAUGGUGGAGGAGCCCUCCUGCCUCUUAUCAAGAAAGGGGCCGAUCUGAAGGUCACUGACGAGGCUGGGGAUAAUGUGGCGCAUUGGGCGUGUAGGCUGAACGAGCCGUCGGCAGUGACUUUACUGGGCAAGUCGAGUCCCUCUAUAUUCACUGCCACUGACGAUGAAGGAAACACACCUCUUCAUGUGGCUCUCUUGGAGGGUCAACAGGAGGCUGCCUUUGCCGUGCUCGACCCCGACCUGGGCUUGGUAGAGGUACUUGAUCUCAACAGCAAGAACGAUCUCGGCGAGACCCCACUGGUGUUGGCAGUGAAAGGGCGCAUGGGGAACGUAGUGCAGUCUUUGAUUGAUACGGGCAAGAUUGACAUCGACGUUGCAGAUGAGGACGGUAACACAGCGCUUCAUAUAGCUGUGAAGAAUAAUAUGACUGCGGUAGAGCGACUACUUCUGGCAGUAGGAGCGGACGGGUCGAUCUGCAACAAGGCGGGGUUGACGCCUCAGGGGCUUGCCAAGGAGGCGAUCGAGCAAAUAAAGGCAAAUCAACAGUUGAAGGAGGAGCAACGUCACGAGAAGGAAGAGCGUAAAGCACAGAAGCUAGAG
This is a messenger RNA of Perkinsus marinus ATCC 50983, 849 nucleotides long. RefSeq names its product ankyrin repeat domain containing protein. The record is from RefSeq and is a predicted model, not a curated record. NCBI's taxonomy places the organism in Eukaryota, Perkinsozoa, Perkinsida, Perkinsidae. The annotation marks the transcript as partial. Gene Ontology annotation, molecular function: protein binding. The transcript is spliced from 8 exons.